Chelonia mydas (Green sea turtle) is the source of this 15253-nucleotide messenger RNA. RefSeq names its product secretory carrier membrane protein 1 (gene SCAMP1). Bases 357 to 1226 code for a protein of 289 amino acids. Gene Ontology annotation, cellular component: trans-Golgi network membrane; recycling endosome membrane. Gene Ontology annotation, biological process: protein transport. The record is from RefSeq and is a predicted model, not a curated record. Lineage: Eukaryota; Metazoa; Chordata; Testudines; Cheloniidae. The transcript has 10 exons.
UCUGCUUGUGACAUCGGUUUAGGGGUAGCUUGUGGGGCGCUAGAGUGGAGCCGCCGCCGUCGUCCGGUGAUCAUAGCGCCCGCCCUCGCCAUGUCGGACUUCGACAGUAACCCCUUCGCGGACCCGGACCUCAACAACCCCUUCAAGCAAGGGCUCUGGUUGGUGAUUAGUCCUUUGAACCCCACAGAAGAAUUUUCCCUGUGGUCACAAGUUCGUCACAGCUUCAGCUCAGAACAAGCACAUAAAGUCAUGAAGAGGAUCCUUCGGUUACACAAGUGACAAGAAAUGUUCCACCAGGAUUAGAUGAAUACAAUCCUUUCUCAGAUUCCAGAACACCUCCACCAGGAAAUGUGAAAAUGCCUAAUACACCUGCGCCCAGUACACAACCAGCUAUAAUGAAACCAACAGAGGAACCUCCUGCUUACACACAAGUAGCAAAGGAGCAUGCAUUGGCCCAGGCUGAGCUGCUUAAGCGCCAAGAAGAACUAGAAAGAAAAGCAGCAGAACUAGAUCGCAGAGAAAGGGAAAUGCAGAAUCUCAAUCGACAGGGUGGCAGGAAAAAUAAUUGGCCGCCUCUGCCUGGGAAUUUUCCAGUGGGUCCUUGUUUCUACCAGGAUUUUUCUGUAGACAUUCCUGUAGAAUUCCAGAAGACAGUAAAGAUUAUGUACUACUUGUGGAUGUUCCAUGCAGUGACACUGUUUCUAAAUAUCUUUGGAUGUUUGGCCUGGUUUUGUGUUGAUCCUGCACGAGGGGUUGAUUUUGGAUUGAGUAUCCUCUGGUUCUUGCUUUUUACUCCUUGUUCAUUUGUCUGCUGGUACAGACCACUUUAUGGAGCCUUCAGGAGUGACAGUUCUUUCAGAUUCUUUGUGUUCUUCUUUGUGUAUAUCUGUCAAUUUGCUGUACAUGUACUCCAGGCUGCGGGAUUUCAAGGAUGGGGUAACUGUGGAUGGAUUUCAUCUCUGACUGGGCUUAACGAGAGUAUUCCUGUUGGCAUUAUGAUGAUAAUCAUAACAGCACUUUUCACAGCAUCUGCUGUCAUCUCACUAGUUAUGUUUAAAAAGGUGCACGGCUUAUACCGCACAACCGGUGCUAGUUUUGAGAAAGCUCAGCAAGAGUUUGCAACUGGUGUGAUGUCCAACAAAACUGUACAAACAGCUGCAGCAAAUGCAGCAUCUACAGCAGCAACUAGUGCAGCUCAAAAUGCUUUCAAGGGUAACCAAAUUUAGUGAAAUACAAAAAUCAUUACAGUUCUCUUUGACUAUACUUUAUUUUCCAUCUUAUUAAUUCUAUUCCUAAAGACUUGCGUUCAAAAUACACACAGCAUAUAUGUCUCUCCUUCAGCUGUGCAUGGGCUAAAACAAGAAAAAAAUUCUUGUUUUAUUCCUUUAUACGUUUAUUUAUCAAAACAAAAAAACCCACAGCCAACCUUCUUUGCCCUCUUUAAAAAGUUAAAUACACUCUAGAUAUAUAAUUCUCCAUAUUUUCUGGAGGAGCAAUAUUUUGGUGGAAACUUCAGCAAUGGAUCUGAAAUUGAUAUGGUACUUUCUGUGAUCAGUUAAAUGUAUUUACAGGGUUUUUUUUAGUAUUUCACUCUGGAAUCUUUUUUUGUUUUAACUUAAGGAAAGCACUCUGGAGCAGUUAUCUUUGUUCCUGAGAGCCUGUUUCCCUAUUUCUACUGUAAGAAGUAGACUGAUAGUUUGAGACUUAGAUUUGGCUACUGCUGUGGCAGUUUAAGCAGCUGAUGGACAGAUAUAAGUAUGGUAGAUAAUGUAAAUUUUUUUGGGGGGGGGCAGUAGGUUUUUUUAUAUAAAUCUACAAGUUUGCAUGAAUAUUGUUGAGAUAUUUGGCCAUGCUGAAUUAGUGUUUUGGUCCAGGAUUUAUCUGUACCACUUAUGAUUAUAGUGUUGGUUUGUAUCCGUUGUCAUGGCAUACUUUCUUCUAAAUCAGAAAUGGCUAUUGCAUAGACAGUCUCGCUGCCAGAAUGUGUAAUGCCAUGUACAGUUAAGAGAAGUUAACUGAUGGUUUUGAUCAAAGAGCUAAAUGAUUAUAUUUGUUAUUUUUAAUUUCAGUUUUAUGUCUUAGGAAAACACAUUCUGUUAUCAGAAAAAUUAUCAACCUUUAGAAUACUUCCAUAACCAGUUGUUUGCCCCCUUUUAAAUGCAGUGAAAUUUUUGUGGGGGGUGUGUGUGUGGGAGGGAUUGUUGGAUUUUUCUUUUUUUUCAGUGUCAGUUAGUGUUUACCAGUGGUACUAAAUCUAUAGCUUGGUCAGUCACUCUAUUUACUGCUUGUCCAAAAAUCUGAAUUUUUUUACAGGAAUAUUUUCUCUAAUCAAACUUUUUAAACUGUGGCACACAUACUUGAAUUCUUUUUAACGCACCUCAGCCUUCAUGUGUGAUUUGAUUCAAGCUGAAUAAUGAAAGAUUCUUAACUAUUUUGAGUUGGAAAAGUGAAAUAUUUUUUAUUUCCAUUAAGAGAGAAUAAAAUUAAAUACAUUCACAUUGUUGAAAUGAAUGCUUUCUAAUAGAUUAAACUGAUGCACCGUGAUUCAUGCUGGAACUUAGCAUAGUAAUUUUCCAAAUCCUAAUCAGCUCUUGCUUCAAAAUCAUGUUGCUGUCUAUUUAAGGCCAUUUGAAAUUCCUAGGUAGGUUGGUUGAUUGAAUGAUAAUAUAUGUAGCACUUUGGACUAAGUUUAAAAUCGUAAAAUGCCAGUUUCAGAAAGUGAGAUCACUAAGGAUCUGAUCCCCAAAUCUUACAUAAAUGCUUUCACUGAAAUCAGUAUGACUGCUCAUAUGAAUAAGGGUUUGCAAGAUUGAACCUUAAAAUUAUAAAGGCCUAGUGUAUACUAGGACAUUUGGUUGGUAUAACUGUUGCUCAGGGGUGUGAAAAAUCCACAUCCUUGAGUGAUGCAGUGAAACGGACCUAAUUUCCUAGUAUAGACAGUGCUAGGUCAAUGGGUGAAUUCUCCUGUCAACCUAGCUACUGCCUUUUGGAGAGAUGGAGUGCCUAUGCUGACAGGAGAACCUCUCCUGAAGCAGUGCAGCUGCAGCAUUUUAAGUGUAGACAAGCCCAGAGAGGGCCUCAUGUCCAGAAUGUGGCUUGGUUUUGACAGAGGAAUUCUUCUCACUUCAAUUUAUGGAUAUUGUAAAAUAAGACCAUUUUUAAAAAUACCCGUCGUCAACUUAAUACCUGGAGCAGCGUAGCACUUGCAUAUGUAAGUCCCUGUAAAUAAAUUACAAGUACAACUUAAAUUCGUAAUUUAACUUCUCGAAAUCCCAUUUUAGUAGUGAAGAUAAAUAUGGUAAAAACAUAUAUGAUGAUCUAUACUGAAGUUGUUGUUCAUAAUUAUAUUGUUUCCAGAUAGAAUUCUCUUCACUGUGAAGUAAACAAUGCAAUUGAAAUAACAGUAACAGGAACAUUCUAAAGCUUUUCCCCAGCACUUUUUGAAAGUCAGUAGAGGAGGUUUAAUUUUUUUAAAAAUUUGUUUAAUCUUUAAUGUUCCAUCUGAACUUUUAUUUUACAGUUUGCGUUGUGAUCUGCUAACGCGUUUCAGGCCUCUCUAGAUCCAAGUCCUACUUUAGUGAGUUGUCUUAACCAAAUAUAAAAAUUGUACCAAGGACUUCCUUUAAGGGUGGAUCUUAAGCCUGAAUUAAGCUUUUUUCUUUUUCUCAUGGGGUAUAAGAGACAUCAUCCUCACAGUUAAAUUUAUUGUCAUACUGUAGAAUAGUAGAUUACCAGCAUGUGAUAUUAUUAAAAAGCAACUUGAAACUGACAGGCACGUGCCUAGUUACAUUCUUACAGAAUAUAAUACAUAUGGUUGUUUCCUUUUUACCAUGUUUACCUCUGCACUCAAAAAUGCAUGAUGGUACAAAAUUAAUAUAUAUGAAUAUUUGAUCCAAAGGAAAAAUAUUCUCAUUUUAGAUUUGAGAACUGAAGGCUGAUGUUCGUUAAAAUAUUUUUACUUAACUAACAGGUGUUGGUCUAUCAGUUAACAUAAUAUGCACCCCACUUAAUUUGUCAUUUUGUUGUAUUGUGGCAAAUUUGGUUGAAAGUAUGAAGUUUAAACACUGGAAUGUCAAUAGUCAGUGAUCUGUAAUUUAGGAUUUGGAUUUAUUUAUCCGAGGGAUGUUUGUAUAUUUUGUAAAUUACUAACAAUGCUCUGCCAUCCUAGUGAAUGUCAUGGUUCUGUAGAAACACACUCAUUCUGUCCCACUGCUGUUGCAUGUCUGAGUAGUUCACAAGUUUUGUAUAUUUAUUGUAUUAACACAAGGUUAUAGAAUAAAAAUACUGUUUGCUCAGAAUAGUUUUAAACAUAGGGAUUUUUUUUAAAGGUCAGGUAAACAUGCAGGAAGGCUGCUCUGUAUAAAAAUGUCAUUUGGUUUUUACAAUCUGUAUAUAAAUUCUGUAAUCUGCUGAAAUGGGAAAGUAAGCUGUCCACUAUCAGAAUAACAAAUUAGUAUGACUAGACUUGGGCUACUAAAAUAGUAUGAAGGAAAACUUCAGCAGCGCUUGCAGCACUUUGUAUGUGUGCUAGACAUUGAAAGUUUAAAAACAAAACCAAAUCUCUCUCUCAAAAAAAAGGUGUUUUGUCAGUACGUAAUGAAACUACAAGUAUUAAACCUUACCUAGGAUUUUACUGGAAGUAAAUGAAACUUCUGAAAAUAAUAUUGGUUUUGCUACUGUUUAUUUUUCUGUUUUCUGAAUUGACGCUUCUGUAUCAAUAUUUUGUUCUGCUGUUUCUGUUCUAGUGUUACGGUAUAACAUUGCUGUCUACUGCUGUUUCAUAUAAUUAGUAUGUCGAGUAUGUUACUGGAUUUAUUACCCUCUUAUAUUAAGGGUUUGUAAACAGCUAACUUGACAGUUGAUGUAGACCAUUGUACUGUAAUAGUGUUUUGCAAAUGCACAGUACAGUGAUUCUCUUGUUCUAAUAUGUAGCCAGUAUUUUUUCUAGGCAGUUUUCCAAUCAGAAGUGACUUGUUCAAGACAGUUGCACACCUAACAGUAGUGAAAUUAUCUAUCACCAAUUUUCCCUGUUUUCCUCUUCCUUUGUUACUCUGUAUUUAGCGUUUUGGCAGCAGAUUAACUUCUUUAAAGGGGCACAUUCAACUCUAAAAAGUUUUGGGUAUACUAUACAACAAGUAAUAUUUAAAAUGGCUAAAAUAAAAAGCAAAAAAACCCCACUGUUGUGUAUAGUCAGUUAUGAUAGAGCGGCACUUCCUUGCUCAUGAUUAGAAUGAUUACGUAACUGUCAUGCAUUGCUCCUGAGGAGAUUGUAUGCUCCCCAGGCUCUGCCCAUGGAGGCUUACCAGGAAAAAAAAUGGCAGCAGAAAGGCAGAGAAUUAGGGAGGGGAAAGAAAGGUGAGCGCUCUCUAAGACCCUUAGAAACAAAUAGCAGGGAGGCAGAAAAACACUUACAAAACUUUACAUGGUGUCAAGUAUCAGCGGGGUAGCUGUGUUAGUCUGUAUCCACAAAAACGAGGAGUCUGGUGGCACCUCUAAAGGCUAACCGAAUUUUUUGGGCAUAAGCUUUCAUGGGUAAAAAACCCACUUCUUCAGAUGCAUGGUUUACAUGGUUUGACUUUUAAAAAAAUGUAAGGGAUGUUUUGUCAGGAAACCUGGAGUUUCAGAAAUAAAUACAGAUGGACAGUUUCCCUUUAAAGCUAUAUCCUCCUUGGGAAGGAAUUUUAUGGCUAUAUUCAGUGUCGUCUUUUCCUAGGAAACCUUGUAAAAACACACAUUCUCUCUGCCUGUGUCUGUCUGUCAUAAAGAGGCAUUAGCUGUAACAUUUUUUUCUGGAGAGAGGCAGAAACAACCAGAUUUUUAACUGCACAUUAUCUAUGUGUGGAGGCUAGAUUUGCAAAUGGCGCUGUAUUUGCCUCCAUUUUUAUUUUUUGUUUGAAAAUUUUCUUAGUACAUCUGUCAGCUCAGUGAUUGCUGUGGUUGAGCACUAUGGUGGUGAAAUAAAACAUGGUUUCAGUUAUCAAUCAGGUUUGUUUUCCUAUUGUUAGAUCUAAUUCUUCCUAGGAUUUUGCUCAUCUUUGUAGCAGUUAAAGGGUGAUUUUUAAAAAAAAGUUAAGCCUUCAUUCAGUUUUCAUUAUUAUAAAUGCUGUUCAGAAGAAUAAGGUCAAAAUAAUUCUAUACUAUUUGUUUAUUGCUGGCAAUCAUGUGGACAUGUAUUCUUGUUGGAAAUAUUUAACUGUCUGCUUUAAAAAAAUAGUCAAUUCUCAAGACAUUUAUAGGGGCUGGGGGGUCUGUCUUAUGAGAGUCUAAUAUGUGUUUUACUCUUCAGUGUACCAGUCCUAGCUGGCUUGGUAAGGUGAACAGAAAACAUUCCACUUACAAAUCAAGCACUGGGCAGAAUGGAACAGAUAUAAUUGAGAUACUUCUGUCAAAUGUUUCCCUCCAACAAGUAAAGAAGAAAAUUAAAUUUCAAUAAUAAAUAAAACAUAAUUAGCUUUUGUGAGGGUUUCUGCUCUGGAGAAAAAUGAGAUGAAUUUACAAAGGAAACAGUACAUAUCUUUUACUUCAGUAGUGGGAUAAUAGCUUAGCUAUGUAUUGGCACUAAAAUGGAAAUCACGACACAUUUCUGAGAAAUAUUUGAAGUCUAGGGAAGAAUAGCUCUGCAAGCAUUCAAUUUUGUUCCAAAAUAAAACCGUUUCCAAGGCCAAUUCUUAACAGAAGCAUAGACAGUUACUCGCUAAAACUUUUUCACAUUUUCAUUAGUCAUAUAGUAUGUCCUCAGGUAAUGAUCGGGUAUGGUAAAGUGUUCAUUGUACUACCUUAACCUUGUUACUGUAUGUAUGUUAUAACACCACCUCUUGAAGCAAAAGCAAGGAAUUCAUGUACAUGACAGGGCAAGAGCAGUUUCUGUAUGUUUGUGCUGGCUUCUGCCUAUGGGCUGUCUAUGCAUAAUAAUGUUUGUUUGUUAAGGAAACUUUCACAUCCUGAAUUGGGAAAUAAGAUGCAAAUUUUUGAUAUUGAAGUUGGAUAUUGUGCUGGAGCGACUGACCAGUGAGCCCACUGCUAGAACAGAGUUGGACUAUAGCUUCUGUACUGUCUUAGUUUAAGGGCACAAGGCCAACACAUUGGUGUCUGUCCCUGGGCUGCAGGGAGCACUUCUCUGGAUUAGCGGGUUUUACUGCCAGAGCUGGGUGGAUAGAGAUAUAUCAGUUAUGGUGAUCAGCUGGCUCAGAACACUUUAGGCAUCUGUGAAUUUGCCACAGUUGCUCUUGGAAUCCUCAGAGUCUGGCAGUUGCAAAGUGUGUGAAUUUUGAGCCUUGCUGCAGAAGCUGCUAAGAAGGUACAUAAAUAAAAUUGACACCAGCCUAGUGAAGUGAAUAUGAAUUACCUGUGCAUUGGCCAGCGUGUCAGACACACUUUACCUGCAGUUGUCGUUCUUGGCCCAUCCCUGGGGUGCUGGCAGUGCAAUUGGGAACUUUUUAUAGUAUUGGUGAAGGGCUGUUGGCUCCAUGACAUGUCUUUUUGAUGUUUCUCAGGGAAGAAUUAGACCAUGGGGGUAUGUAUGAUUCUUUGUUCAAAAUAGAAGGAAGAGGUGUUACAUCUUUUCAUUUCAAUUACAUGUUCUGGAAUUGGCUGGGUUGACAUGGCUUUUUCUCUGCUACGCUUCCCAGCCAGGCCAACUGAAUUUCCAUCUCAUUACUGUCUCUGAGUAUUGCCAAAGGUGGCUAAUGGCCAUGCAUUUAUAGCAUGGAUUUUGUCACUUUUCUGUUAGGUGAAGUUCACUCUGGGACCAUCACUCUGAAGGCACAAGUAUUCAAGGAACAGCUUCCACAUGCAGUAUGAAAGGUUUUUUUUAAACUUACUUUGCCAUGUAGAUACCAACAUCUUCAAAACCCUUCUCUCCCUGUAAAGUCUCAUGCAGGUUUUUAAUAUUUUUAAAAAGCAAAGGGUUUACAGUUGCUCUUAGGUGCAGAUAGAUGAAUAGGCAGAACAUAGAUGAGCCUCUUUAAAGGUAUAUAAUGAAGUUCACCUUGUCCAAUAGGUGGAAUGAGACAGACACCAAUGUGUGUUUACCUGUGGAGCCUCAGUUUUGCACUCAAAUAUAUAAUGAAAUCUUAUCUUAUUAGUACCAACCUUUUUAGGGAGUUUUGGGCUCUAACCUUAGGUUAAAGUUAUAUACCACCUCUUUUGAAAAAUGUAUUAGUUUUAUUUACAUACAUCAAGCCAUUGUACAGUUUUAGUACAGUCAGCAGAUGAAAUACUUUAGGGACACAGGUUGUUUUGUUUCUCAAAUUAACAUAAAAAGGAAGAAGCCAUAGCUAUGGUUAUUGAUAUCCCUUAACAUCUCUACAGUGAUAAAGUAGUAGCUCAUAGGGGAUUCUGCUGCGUUGGAAGCUACCUUGCUAUCAGUUCUGGGUUCUUCAUUUGGAAAUAGCAUGAGGUUCUAAGGAGCUAAACCCCAUGCUUGAGUCCUGUCAUGUAACAGAAUUAGAAAUGUUUACCUUUUCAGCCAGUUCUGGCUUUUCAAGUAAAAUAACUGGACCCAACUGCUUUAAAAUAGGUGACAGCACAAGGUAGUGCAAUUAAAAACCUUUACACUAAGUGUUUGUUUGUGUCAGAAAACUCUUAACAGGUGGCCACCAUGUUCAGCAGCACUACACUAGGAGUGAGUAAGCCUGGGUUCUGUUGCCAGUUCUAACCAGUUCCCUACUUCUAAAAUGCACAUGCUACUUACCCUCCUUUUAUAAAGUGCUUUGAAGUCUAUGGAUAAGAAAUAAGUGCUUUAGUAUCAUAGUAUUUAAAAGCCACUACACACACAAUUGGUCAGUGUUUCACAUGCCUUAAAAUCUACUUUUCUUACUCUUCCCACACCAAAAGAGAAACCAUGGUAGUUUUAUGUUGCAGAUACAUUAGUUGUUAAAGCUAUAUUUAAUUAUAAAAUCACUUUUAAUUCAACUUGUAUAAAAGAUUGCUACAAUUUAAGAUCAGCUGCUUAGUGAUCAAUAUGUAAGUGGUAAUACAGUGUCACAAUCACUGCAAAAUCUCUAAUGUAAAUUUUCUAAGUAUAAAUCCCUUAAUGUAUGCACCCUGAUCAGCCUUAAAAUACUGAAGCAUGUUCAAACUAAGAUAGUCCAGAGCUGUGGUAAUAAGAAUUUAGUUUACAAACUCCACUCUAAGUCAGCUUUAGAUAAUAAAAACAGAUAUUACUGGGUACCUAGUCAGUGCUGAAAAACAUUACACAAAGCACUGGUCACUCAACAGCAGUACCACAAACAAACAAUGGAAUGGAUAGGUGAUUAACCACAGCCUACAUUCCUAUUCAGUUUUUGCAACAUAUACAGGUACUGCCCAGUUGUUUGGUGGGGCACUGCCUUCACCACAGAGCCAGUGAUGACUCCUGCUGUAGCAGGCUUCCCCCACCAUUGGCUUUAAAGAAAAUUUGACUUCUGCAUUUAAAACUGGGAAAUUCUGGCAUUGAAUACUAAUACAAAAUUUAAAUGAUCUAUUUGAAAUUCCCCAGACCAAGAGGUGCCUAAGUAAGUGUUCGUUAGGCAAAAAGAUGGUACUAGAGAACCAGACUGUAGCUAUUAGCAAUGUUGACGCAGUGCCUAGUAGUCUAUAGAGCACAUGGAGAGACAUCAUCAAGCAGUGCUGAACUUUUCAACUCCUAGUUGUUAGAUUACAGUGCAGGUGUGCAGCUUCACAGUUGGAAUUUAAGGCUAUAAAUAAAGCAGGCUUGGAUUACCCAGAUUUGAGUAUUUCAAAUGAAUCUAGAAAAGAAAUUUUAGAUAAACCUUUAAACUACAAUCAAUGUUAUCCUAUUUCCUCUAGCAUUACUCUAAAGUAGCAAUAAGUUUGUCCAAAAACAAAAUUCCAACCACUCUUCACUUGGUAGUCCCUUUUUAAAGCAUAUCACAUUUUAAAAAAAACACUUAUGUUAUUGCACAUCUCACACAAAUUUGUGUAUAUAUAUUUAAAUAUGCUAUACUCCAAAAAUAACUAUGGCACUUUACAGAAUAUAUGUUUACAAAGGUGAUCAAACCACAGAUGUUUAAAGAAUAUUUCUAUCUUUAAAAAAAUUUACAAAGUUAGUAUGUUACAAUUUUGAGGGAGUUAGACAGCUUUUUUUUUUUUUUAAAAGAUGCCACAUCAAACAUUCCUUGCACCUAAGCACAUGUACAUUAAGAAGCAGUUAUGCUAUAUGGCCCAUCAUGAAACUAAUUAAACAUGCCUGAAGCUGACAAAAGAAAAAUGAUUUUCAUAGAAUGUCUUGGGAAGGCCACUGUUCUCGUGGAACUAAAAUUCAGGAACAGCAGCCAUCAAACUUAAUGAGUUUUAAAAUGUGACCCACUCAUUAAGAAAAUCUGUAUGUAAUAAUAAAGCCAUCUUAUCACUUAUUAUCCUACCAUGUCUUCCAUCUAUGCCAGUCACUGAGUAUGACCUGUUGAGUUGAUUAGAUCAGUAUGAUGUUAUACUAGUACAAUAAUAGAAGCUGGUCCACUUCCCUUACAAAUUCAGAAAAACACAUGCAAAAUAAAUAUUUUAUGCACAGUACUAUAAAACCCAACAUUAAUAUUUUCAGCACUGUAAAAAGACUUAACAUAGUUAUGGCCUAAUAAUACAUUGUUCACUGCUUUUUUUUAAUUCAUACAAUACAUGGGGCAUGCGUGGUCCAAACCAGUUCAGUUAAGCACUGCAUGACACCUUUGAAAACCGUAAUCUGUCAUUGAUUAAUAUAGUACUUGGAUUUUUAACGCAUUUGUGACACUGUAUUAAGAGUGUCAUGAUUUAGUGGCAUUGAUUUUUUUUUAACAGCAUACUAUCUUCCUAAAGAAAACCAAAUUACAACAUUAAAAAAAAGAAUAUAAUUUAUCUUCACCCCAAUUCCAUGUGUUGUUCACAGCACUUAAGACUCCCUUUAGUUAAAAGUUCUGUAUCACAGCUGUUUUAGUGCCCCAGCUUGUAUUGUGCACAUUCCAAUGGGUGGGGGGGCUCGAAAGUAGUAGCAGCUGUGAACAAGUAAUAACCUUCGUAGAAGGUUCUUACAAGGUUUUUUUAUAGGAUUCAUCCACAUACAAAUAAUAUGGUUGAAAAUCUGGAGCGUGUGCUUCCUAAGGUAUACUUUGUAUGUACAAGGAAACAUAUUUCAAAGGCGCGCAGUUUCAAAUAAGACACAUUAUGAUGCCAUGGCUACAGUUUUGCUCUAACUCACCAAUUUUUGCAAGUGGUUAUAAUUUGUUUAAAAAGAAAUCUUGCUCUGUGCAGACACUUGGCAUAAAUGGUUCCAGCCCAUAGCUUUAUUAUGUUAAAUAUUUAAAAGAAAAGUGAGUUACCCGUUUUAAAAUCUUGUCUAAGAGUGCAGUGAGAUUGGGAGGGGGGGAAAAACACAGGUUUCUCAAGUGUGAAUUCUGGAUUAACAAGAGGAAAGGCUGGGUUCUCACAAUUCAGUGGUGAAAAAGAAAAUUAAAUAUUACCAAGGGGGAAGUUUUGCCCUGUGGCUAGCAUAACGCUUUCCACAUCAUUCUGCCCCGACAUCGGGAAUGUGCACAGGAGAACAGAGGUGUCAGCAGCACUGCUACAUAGGGGUCUUGGAUUUGUAUUUAAGGAGAAGCAGGGACUCUGGCACUCCAGCACAUUGAUUAUGGCUCACUACUACAACCUAUCAAUUUAAUGGGUCCAAAGUAACAGGUCUGGUUUAUCAGGAACAGACCAGAACAAAAUUAUUCCACUUCAAAACGUAAAUUAAUUGAUUUAACUUAUUAGAGAGGCAGCAUCAUUAGCAGCUGGAGCUUACAAACUACCCAUUUAUUAAAAAGAUAACGACAUUGUCUUUUUAAACCUUUAUAGUUGAAGCCUGGGCACUCACUAGAAUCUCUCACACAGAUCAAUAAUUUCUAAAGAACUGUUCCUGGGAAGGAGACUUCUACAGGAGCGGAUAAAGAGUUCAAAAAGCAUAGGGACCAUAUGUGCUCCAAAGAAACCUUUUACAUUUAAUGGUAUAACAAUGGUAAGACUGUGCAUGGUUAAUGCAAGCUGCAUUUCCCUCAGCUCUAGGUCAGGAAAGAUGCAGCAAAAAUAAGAACACAAAACCUUCACAUUUCUAUACAAAUUUGGUGUUCUCUACAACAAAUCAGUCUUGUAAUCCAGAGGCUAAUCAUUCUAUCUGCAGAAGUUAUUUGAUUUUUAACAUUACAGAAAAAUGGAUAAACUUGCAGACACCUUUUUAACAAUAGGCUCAGCAGCCUUCAGUGCCUAAUAGUAUUUUACCACCACCAUGAAAUAACUAUUCACUUGAUAUUUGAUUGGAAAUUUUAAAACCGUUUAUCUGUUUUGUGCUCAUGUAUCCCCAAGGCAGUACAGUAUUCUUUCUUCUAAUAUGCUCUCAGAAUAAUUCCAAUAACUGGAGAAACAACACAAGUAUUAUGACUGAACUGAACGCAUUUUGGAAAGGAAUGUCACUCGUGGCAAGCCAUAUUUCUGCUUCUGCUGAUUGUGCUGGAAAUGGGUCCAUACCAAAUGUGGUUAAAAAGAGUGGGAAAAGGUUUUCCCACAAACAUUUAGAAUUUGGCAUUGUCUCCUGCAGGGUGAACGUCUGUUACAGACUAAACUGGCUCUAAGACACUGGUCUGUGGACUGGGAAUGAGGUUUCUUUUGGCAAACAGAGAACUAUUGUAAUUGUAAACCCAACAUACAGUUCAUAUUUUUACUGAAGAGUGUCAACACUUGUUGGCAUUCACAAAAUAACCCUGUCAGUUGUGCUGCUGAGAGAAUAUAGUGUUUUUCCUAAAUAUUGAGGAUUCCUGGGAUUUCUAGUAAAGGCACCAUUUUUGUAUCCAAAGUUCAGUGUUUCACACAUUAGAUCCUAAAACAUUAUUUCUACCAUUUUUAUUUUAUAUAGGUAAACUCCAGGGUAACGACAGUUCCCCUGGCUCUGCUAUGAAACAAACAUAAUUUAACUUCAAAUCUAGCUGCUAAAAUAUAAUGUACCUACCACUUGUUACUGAUACUUCAUGCCAGAACAAACUAAAUAAUUUGAGCCCCUACCUCACUUUCUUUACAGUUUAUAUGACUUUUAGCAAGGUCUUAAUGUCAACCCUGUUCUUUGUCAUGCAUUUAAUUAUCCAAAAAAAAACCAGUUGUGCUUUAAGUAAUUUUAAAACUCAUCAACAAGCACCACCAUAUUAACUAUAGUACCAAACCAGAUGGCAAUAAAACCUUCACAAGUGAUUGAAGCCCUUGAAAACAAAACCUGAUUAAAUAGGCUAGUCCUGUACAUAGUAGAAAUGUGCUGGCUUUUAUUAUUUUAAUGCAGAUCCUUCAAAGUGACCAAGGUGGAGAAUGCAAUCUGAUAAAAUCAGAAAUUGUCAUGUAUAUUACAAUGUUUGUUCACUAUAUACACUCCCCCGCCUCGCUCUCAAGUUGUAUAUUCUGCUGAGUCCUGACCAUGUAGUCAUACCAAGAAUUCCCACAUAUCUACACUCUCUUUGCUUGAGAUCCUUCUUUCUCUGGUCCUCAUCGCCCAGCAAGUGAUAGAAUGUUCAGUAGUUCAAGGCUUAAUCACACAAAUUGUGAAAACAGGUAAGUGGAUCCUUUUAUCAAGUCAUUUAAAAGCAAAAUAGACUGAAGUCAGUGUUUCCCAGGCACUGAUUGAUCUUUUUUCCAUUGUAUUUAAAGGAGGCAGAUAAGGUUUUUCCCCUCUUCAAUUUCUUCUUGCACUUUGUCACUAGAUGUGGCAAUUUCUGCUUGUGCUGAGAAGACGGCACAGAUGAAUGUCAGACCAGUGCCACCGAUAGCUGUGUAGAAGGCCCAGCCCAGUGAGCAGUCUCCUAGUUUAUAAGCAGAAGCAUAAUGUCCACAAUAGCUUAUUGCCUUCUGGCAGCCCCAGCCUGCAGGGUACAGCAUCAAGCCUAAGAUAAGGAAGAGGCCUUUAAAAAAAAAAAAGAAGAAGAAGAAAAUUUAACAACCUCUAUAUAUUAGACAAUAUAACAUUUUGCAAUUAUUGUAAGGUACAAUGUUCGGUCACACCUGCUCCCCUACAAAUAAUAGAAAUGAGAGAUGAAAAACCCUGUUGGCCCAUCGUUCCCUGCGGUACACUGCAUAGUGCUUUGUUUAAAUUUCUAGUCCUUCCACCACUUUGCUGGAGAGAGGCUAUUUCACAGUCUAAUAGAUCUCACUGUCAGUUUUUCUCCUCUUAUUUAGUCUUUUUUUUUUUUUUUUUUUUAGCCCUAGCGAACAGGUUAGCCCUAGUUAUACACCUAUUGUAAAACCCCAGAGUAUUUCUGUCUACUUUUAUACCCUUCAAAUAUUUGUGAAGAGUUCUUGUAUUCUGCUCAGAGUCCUCACUUAGCCAAGGCACAUUUAAUCUUUCUUCAUAUAACAGUUUCUCUAGUACUUAAACAUUUUUGUUGUUUUUCUCCAAAUUCUCCCAUUUGAUCCUUGAACUUAAUAAGCAUGGCCAUACUCAAUCCAACCAAUGGUCCAUCUAGCCUAGUCUCUGACAGUGGCUAGUGCUAGAAGCUUCAGAGGGAAUGAACAGACCAGGGAAAUUUCAAGUGAUCCAUCCUCUUGUCCGGUCCCAGUUCCUGGCAGCUGAAGGACACUUGGAACAUGGAGUUGCUCCCCUGACCAUAUGUUUAGCAUAUCUGGCACUUAAAUGCACUUUGCAAUGCCGGCUACAAAGUCCCAUGCGAAUGCCUGUUCUCACUUUCUGGUGAUAUCGUAAAUAGGAAGUGGGCAGCAUUAUCCCUGCAAAUGUAAACAAACUUGUUUGUCUUAGGGAUUGGCUGAACAAGAAGUAGGACUGAGUGGACUUGUAGGCUCUAAAGUUUGGCACUUUUUUGUUUUUGAGUGCAGUUAUAUAACAAAAAAAAUCUACAUUUGUAAGUUGUAUUUUCACGAUAAAGAGAUUGCACGACAGUACUUGUAUGAGGUGAACUGAAAAAUACUAUAUCAUUUUCACAGUGCAAAUAUUUGUAACAACAUGAGCAGUAUACACUUUGCAUUCUGUGUUGUAACUGAAAUCAGUAUAUUUGAAAAUGUACAAAAACAUCCAAAAUACUGAAUAAAUUUCAGUUGGUAGUCUGUUGUUUAACAGUGCGAUUAAAACUGCCGUUAAUCGUGAUUAUUUUUUCGAGUUAAUCACAUGAAUUAACUGCAAUUAAUCAACAGCCCUACUAAGAAAGGGUAUUUUCUUUCAAAUUAUUUUUUGAAUUUUGCUUGGCAUGGCACUUUGAACAUGCAGGAUGUUUUUGUUCAAUUAUGUGUAGCAAAUUUAUUAAACUGCACAUAUCAAUAA